AUGUCCACAAUGGCUCAGCACUCUGACCUGGACUGCAAGCUAAGGUUGGAAAAGGACACUUCACAUCCUGCUCCUGUCAACCGCGGACAGUGGUCCAGCAAGACUGAGUUUCUCCUGGCCGUUGCUGGACACAUCAUCGGGUUGGGGAAUGUGUGGCGUUUUCCUUACCUGUGCUACAAAAACGGAGGAGGAGCGUUCCUCAUUCCAUAUGUCAUCUUCCUCUUCACUGGUGGUAUUCCCAUCUUCAUGCUGGAGACAUCCCUGGGACAAUACACCAAACAAGGAAGUAUUACAUGUUGGAGGAAGAUUUGUCCACUUUUUGAAGGUCUUGGAUACGGGUCUCAGGUGGUGGUCCUGUACUUCAACAUCUAUUACACUGUCAUCCUGGCCUGGGCUUUUCUCUACCUCUUCUCAUCCUUCAACGCGGAACUCCCCUGGUCCAGUUGCAACAACACCUGGAACACAGAGAGGUGUGUGGAGUUUGAUCGGAAUGAUGUUCUGUUCAACGUAACCGUGCCGGCCAAUGCCACAUCACCAGUGAGAGAGUUCUGGGAGAGACGAGUUUUAAAUAUCACCGGAACCAUUGAUGAAUUGGGGGGGAUGCGAUGGGAGUUGGCGCUGUGCCUCCUCCUCUCCUGGGUCAUAUGUUACUUCUGCGUCUGGAGAGGAGUCAAGUCGACUGGAAAGGUGGUGUACUUCACAGCCACGUUUCCGUACCUCAUGUUGCUGGUGUUGCUUGUCCGUGGUCUCACGCUUCCUGGAGCCUUGGACGGCAUCAAGUUCUACCUGUAUCCAGAUCCAACCCGCCUCUUGGACCCGCAGGUGUGGAUGGAUGCUGGAACUCAAAUAUUCUACUCCUACGGCCUUUGUAUCGGCUGUCUGACUGCUCUCAGCAGUUAUAACAACUACAAUAAUAACUGUUACAGGGACUGUGUGUGCUUGUGCCUUCUGAACAGUGGCACCAGUUUUGUGGCAGGUUUUGCCAUUUUCUCCGCCCUGGGUUUCAUGGCCUUCGAGCAGCAAACGGACAUAGCCACAGUAGCAGAAUCAGGUCCUGGUUUGGCCUUCAUUGCCUACCCUCGUGCGGUGGCCAUGAUGCCGCUCCCUCAGCUGUGGGCGGUGUUCUUCUUCGUCAUGAUCAUCCUGCUGGGACUGGACACUCAGUUCGUAGGACUUGAAGCGAUGGUGACGGCCAUCUCUGACAUGAAACCUUCCUUCUUCCACGUGGGCCAUCGCCGUAAACUUGUGCUGCUGCUCAUCUGUGUUGUCUCUUUCUUCAUUGGCCUCACCAUGGUGACAGAAGGCGGCCUCUACAUCUUCCAGCUGUUCGACUACUACUGCUGCAGUGGAAUGACUCUCCUCCUCUUCGCCAUCCUGCAGUGUGUGUCAGUCGCUUGGGUCUAUGGAGCGGAUCGUUUCUAUGACAACAUUGAGGACAUGAUAGGAUACAGACCAGCGCCGCUCAUCAAGUACUGCUUAAAGUUUAUCACCCCAGUCAUCUGCAUGGGAACCUUCAUUUUCUUCCUGGUUAAGUUCACCCCACUGAAAUUUAACAACACCAUGGAGUAUCCCUGGUGGGGCACCACGCUGGGCUGGUGGUUCACACUCUCCUCAACACUCAAUGUUCCCCUGUGGAUGCUCUAUAAUCUGUGGAGAACACCGGGAACAUUACGACAGAGAUUUGCCACCUUGUGCACUCCGUCCGACGACCUUCCUCUGUGCAAGAAGAGGAAGAAAGCACUUGAAGUGGAAAGCUUGGCCCUGAAUCCUUCAUCAGCUUUGUGA
Molecule: messenger RNA, 1785 nt
Organism: Synchiropus splendidus (mandarinfish)
Lineage: Eukaryota; Metazoa; Chordata; Actinopteri; Syngnathiformes; Callionymidae
Product: sodium- and chloride-dependent GABA transporter 2-like
Exons: 15
Coding region: 1-1785 (594 amino acids)
Biological process (GO): sodium ion transmembrane transport
Cellular component (GO): membrane
Source: RefSeq, a predicted model, not a curated record